Messenger RNA from Exophiala aquamarina CBS 119918, 879 nucleotides. RefSeq lists its product as uncharacterized. The transcript has 2 exons. Lineage: Eukaryota; Fungi; Ascomycota; Eurotiomycetes; Chaetothyriales; Herpotrichiellaceae. The annotation marks the transcript as partial. The record is from RefSeq and is a predicted model, not a curated record.
AUGCAGGCCUACGAUAGUCUCGCAGCCCAUAUGGGAUGUGAGCCAGACCUUCUCAUCUUCCGUCGAUUUCUCAUCCUCCAUGUUCGAAACCUGUUGCUAUUUCAAUCUCAAAUAGUAGAGAAGGAGGCUCAGCUGAUUGAAUCCAUUGAACUAGAUCGCGGGUCGGGGAACAAAGAGAGAGAGUCCUUCGCCUCGAUGUUUAGUGCCAUGAUGAAUUCAAAUCUAGUCUUUGAGUCGCCAGAACUCAGCCAGAAAAAGAUUGCUUUGGAGCUUCGCCCCCUUUUAAAGGAUUUCGGCGAAGCAUUACUCCUUUUCAAGAAUUUGAGGGACCUUCCUCCCGUCGAACCAUUCAGCCUCAAUACGCUGCGAGUAAUCCAGCGAGGGCGUGGGCAAUCCUCCUUCCUCCAAUGGCCGGAAUCCCACAUCUGGAUCCCAGAGAACGAGCCUGAUCUGACGUCGUUGACGAGUCGCAGGAAAGAGAUGGACACUAUCUCAAACUGGCUCAGCUGGUUCCGCAUCAAAGUCUUCCACAGGUACUGGGGAUCCAGAUCAGCACAGGAGGUGCGUAUCCCCAGCAACUGGACACCAGAAUAUGCUCCGCGAAUACGUUCUUAUUCAGAAGAGUCGACCAGUGGACUUGUCAAUAUUCUGAGGACAAUCAUGGGGCCUCUUCUUACUACGACGAGUGCUUUCUGCCUCUUUUUCAUCGAUGACCCUGUCAAGCAGAUGGGCAUGGUCGUUGUAUCUAGCUUUUUGUUCAGUAUUUUGCUGGCUCUCAUUACUGUUCCUGCCAAAACGGAAACUGUCAUUGCUACGGCUACUUUUACUGCGGUGCUUGUAGUCUUUGUUGGGCAGAACGUUCAGAGCUCUCCCUGCCAG